AUGACCGGACGCGGUGGCGGCGGUGGUCGCAAGGUUCUCCUGCCUCCCAUCAACAUGAUCUUUAGGCUUCUCCAAAGCAACACGCCCGUCAGCGUCUGGCUGUACGAGCAGCUGUCCAUCCGUAUCGAGGGAAAGAUUAGGGGAUUUGACGAGUUCAUGAACCUCGUUCUCGACGACGCCGUCGAGGUCAAGCAGAUUACCAAGACGAAUGACAAGGAGACGCGGCGAUCAUUGGGGCAAAUCAUGCUCAAGGGUGACAAUGUGUCUCUGAUUCAGAGCAUCCAGGGUUAA
Molecule: messenger RNA, 291 nt
Organism: Geosmithia morbida
Lineage: Eukaryota; Fungi; Ascomycota; Sordariomycetes; Hypocreales; Bionectriaceae
Product: small nuclear ribonucleoprotein E
Exons: 5
Coding region: 1-291 (96 amino acids)
Biological process (GO): spliceosomal snRNP assembly; mRNA splicing, via spliceosome
Cellular component (GO): U1 snRNP; U2 snRNP; precatalytic spliceosome
Molecular function (GO): RNA binding
Source: RefSeq, a predicted model, not a curated record